Molecule: messenger RNA, 6474 nt
Organism: Hypanus sabinus (Atlantic stingray)
Lineage: Eukaryota; Metazoa; Chordata; Chondrichthyes; Myliobatiformes; Dasyatidae
Gene: b4galt4
Product: UDP-Gal:betaGlcNAc beta 1,4- galactosyltransferase, polypeptide 4
Exons: 7
Coding region: 326-1399 (357 amino acids)
Biological process (GO): carbohydrate metabolic process
Molecular function (GO): glycosyltransferase activity
Source: RefSeq, a predicted model, not a curated record
ACGCGGCCUCCCUCCGCUCGGGGCGCAUGGCUUCCCACGCCCCCUCCGCAGCGCCGUGUGGGCGGAGUGACUGAUACGCAGCGGCGCAGGCCGCACAGCCGUAGGCCAUUUUCCGGCUGCUGCUCGCUUCUUGCCCUUUCCAGCGGCCGCUGCCGGGCACCGGAUGGCUUCGGGUUCAAUGAUUAUCAGUAUGAAAUAUGGCCUAGACAGAACCAAAUGAAGAUGGAGAGAAUUCUUAUAAUGAUUCCACAAUACUCCCUUGUCACAAGUUGUUGCUUCAAUUGUCUUUGAUCCACUGCCUCUACUGCUCUUUUGUCAUAGUACAAUGGCUUACAAGUUUGCAGCUCAAAGUUUUCUUCAAAAAUUAAAGCUUCUGUUAAUUAUUGUUAGUCUUAGCUCUAUUGUUACUUGGCUGGCAACCAAUAAUGUGCAGGAGCUGGUAAAGGAAAUUCAGCACCAACCUGUGAUACCUAGAUUUUGGAAGAUGACAAACCGGAGUGAAGAACAGAGGGCAUCAGUGUGUCCACCUUGCACACCAAAAUUAACUCCAACUGCAUCACAUUUGCCAUUGUGCCCAUUUCUAACACCAUAUCUACGUGGUGCAACAAAGCUAAAAUUUGACGUAAAACUCACCUUGGCACAAGUUCAGAAGAAAAAUCCAGAAGUACAGAAAGGGAUGUUUGCACCCCAAGAGUGCCACCCGCUUCAACGUGUUGCCAUAUUGAUUCCGUACAGGAAUCGGGAAAGACAUCUCUUGUAUUUACUUGAGCAUCUCCAUCCAUUCCUACAACGGCAGCUUCUGGAUUAUGGGAUAUAUAUUAUUAAUCAGGCUGGUAAUAGUAAAUUUAAUCGAGCCAAGCUGUUGAAUGUGGGUUUCCUGGAAGCACUAAAGGAGCGCAAGUGGGACUGUUUCAUUUUUCAUGAUGUUGAUCUUGUACCGGAGAAUGACUUCAACCUGUACCUCUGUGACAACGUGCCAAAGCACCUCGUAGUGGGUCGGAAUGCUACUGGAUACAGGAUUCGGUAUGCUGGUUAUUUUGGUGGAGCAACAGCUUUGACUACGGAGCAGUUCAAGCAAGUCAAUGGGUUUUCCAACCGUUACUGGGGCUGGGGUGGAGAAGACGAUGAUCUUCGGAUAAGAGUUCAACUGCAAAAAAUGAAAUUUGUGCGCCCCCCUAGUGAAAUUGCCAGAUACACGAUGACUUUCCACACAAGAGACGAAGGAAAUGAGGUCAAUCGUGAUAGAAUGAAGCUUCUGAGUGAAGUCUCCCAAAGAUGGAGGAAAGAUGGUUUGAACACCUGCUCCUACAAUGUGAUAUCACAAGAUCAUAAUCCUUUGUACAUUAACAUCACGGUGGACAUAGGUGAUUCCCAUCGCAGUCCAGGAGUUGCUCACUAAGUGGAGAGCAGUUACUUUCAUUAAUGGCUUUUAGAUUGUUGACUGUUCUUCAGCCAUUGUACUGAUUAUUCUUUUGAGAUAAAUGAUCAAGUCUUUGGGAUGUUAAAAUGCAAUAAUUCCUCGAUAAAUGACAUUUUAUAUGUUGCUAGAGAAUCUUCGUGAAUGAACUAUGUGCAAUAUGUCUAGACAAUUUUUUUAAACUGACAAGUUUAAUGUUAUGGUUGGGCAAACACAGAAAUGAAAUAUUCACAUUUAAUAUGUGUGUUACGAACUUCUAAGUUGAAUCUUUCAAAUCCUAAUGGCAAGGUGAGAGAACUUUCACCAUAAAGCCUGGUGCUUCAAGAUGUUCACUCAUCAAUGCCUUCUCAGCUAGAGAUAGAUAAUAAUUGUGAUGUCCUUAGUCCAAAAAUAAAUAAUACUCUUAUUGUUUCAAUUGGGUGGGUAUUUGCAUAAAGAUUUUGGACAUUACUGUGGGUGCAACUUUUAUUUUAGGAGGACAGAUAAGCUUUUUACUAACCAUUGGUGAUUUUCAUCAUGGUAAUUACUGUCAGCUGCUAGUAACUGGAGAAACAUAGCAACAGCUAGCUCUUUACAAUCAUGAGGCAGUACUUACCAUUCUGUUAUCAUGAGUGAACUUCCUGCUGAGGUUUAUUUGUAAAUGUAAAAAUACAUCAAGUUAAAAUACUUAUAAAUGAAUUGCAGUUGAGAAGUCAAAACCCUUGUCCAAAAAAUUAUGACUUUAUGACUGAUGUUUUCAAAGAAUCUUGCAAAGUGUCAGCUGUCUACAGGUGAAGUUCACAGCUGGUCUUCCAUCAUUACUUUCUUCAUAUUUUCCUAGGGCAUUUAGGAAAAUGCUGCUUGCUGGUUUACAUUUUGAUUUACAUAUUUUACUAUAGAUUUCUUCACCAUUCUUCCACCAAAGUUAUUUCAACAAUUUGACCAAAGUAAAAAUCUUUAGAUUUGUCAUCGGUACCCUUUGUAGACAGCUAAGUGAAUAUUAGAAAGGCAAGUUAAAUAAUUUAUUCCAAUUAAAACUUUGAAAAGAAUAAAUUUGACAUGGUUAGAUUUGCCUACAAUUUGCAAUAAUCCUUAAAUUGGUCUAUUGUAUAUGUACUUGAUCCUCUAAUGGUGAAUCCACCAUUAUCUGUUUCGCAGGUUUUAAAUUCUAGGAUUUUGCUAGUUCUCUUAUUAAGAGAAUAAGGAGAGAAAUAGAGGCAAUGAUUGCAAAUAUUAUGUAUCUGAGCAUUAGAAGAGAAGUCAGUAUAUUGAAUAUUUAUCUUUUUAUCUCAACGUGUAUGUGAAUUGAAUCUAGACUUGGAGGAGAUCAUUAUACUCUGUCCUUUAGCUUGCUGUAAACAUUAUAUAGACCUGCAUCAGAAACAUGACAGUAAUUUGUAUUCUCAUUCAAGCUAUAAUUAUUGUGGGAGAUGGGGAGAAAAUUGGAAUAUUGAUGUACUGUUGUUGAGUCAAUAAUGCAUUGUAUACUUUUCUGUUUUUAAUUAGUGUCAAAGCUAGACUCAUUUUUUUAUUUUACAGCACAAUAUUGUAUCUUAAUGAGAAAAAUGGGAUACAAAAAUAUAAUUACUUAUCCCCAGAUACUUUCUUUGGAGUAUAGACAAAGGUGAAUUCUUUGAAUUUUCCAAUAUUGGAUAAAUUUUGCUGCAUCCCGUGCUCCCCCUGAUCCACUUCUGGUCCUCACGUUUUUGUAUGCUUUCCCAACUAGGCGCUGCUGUCCUCCCAUCAUCCACUUUUGUCCCCGUCCCUGUCCUAGUUCCAUCUACCCACUACCCACACAUUUUACCCAAUAGAUCUGCUCCCGUCCAAAAAGAAAAUCUGGUUUAGUCUGUCUGUCUCUCACCUAAUUGGUCCUAUUAACAUCCUCUUCACUUAGAUUACAGCAUUGAUAGGAUUCUGUCUAUCCUGACACCCUUCAAAACUCCAUCUUCCCCCCCUCCCGCCCCCACCGCAUCCCAUCUCCAAGGCAUCUGCCUUUUUCUGUGCUUGCCUUCAUCUCUCAUCAACCUUCCUCCUGCUUCCAGUUCCAUCCCUUCCUUACCUAGCUGUUUCUGUCCAUCAUCCACGGUCUAUCAAUCACCAGCUGGUCGGGGCUUCACCAUUUCUGACCUUUCUUCUUUAUACUGGCUAUCUUCCUUCCUCACUCUUUGUUCUGAUGCAGGUUUUUGACUUAAAACAUCAAAAAUUCAAUGCCUUCUCUGAUACCCCCUCACCUGCCCCAACAGAUGCUGCUCGACCAGCUGAGUUCCCCCAACAUGCUUUUGUUGCUCUAAAACCCAGGUGGUUAUGUGGUUUAUUCAGUGCAGAAAUUAUCAUGUUUUGCAGAUGUUUAAUGGCAGUGCAUCUUUAUGUGGAGCUAACACAAGUAAAGUUGCUAAUGGAGACACUGAUUAAGUCUUAACGCUUCUGAGGAGGAAUCCAACUUGCUUUGAUGUUGUGUCUAAUCAGGCAACCUGUCUGAUGGAUGAUAAGAAAUUUUGAACUACUUUUAGUCUAUUCUCUGGCCUGCUUCAAACACAGAUAAAUUUUUAACCCUUUAUCUCCUAUGUUGUAAUGGAGAUGGAGGAGUAUAGUGAAAAGUUGCUUUUAAAGUAUAAGAUUAGUAUAUUGUGCAGUAUCAUGCAGUCAUCUCUUCACAACUGACAAAAGUUAAUAUAAAUUUAUAAAUCUUAUAAAGUUUUAGGAUAUAAAUAUGCAGUCUGCUAAAACUGAGAGAUUGUUCAGUUCAGGCUUCAGCGGAAAGUUUGGUUGGCUUUAUAACGUGCUGUCCAUUUGCUGCUAGAUUUCUGAGUAUUGACAGUGACUCAAAAUCCACAAAUGCAGCGAGGGACUGAUCUUUUCAAUUAGUUAAAUGUUUUCAAACUUUGAGUUAACCUGCUGAGUCUUGUCAGCAUUUUCUGUUUUUAACUUUUGUUUUAAUUUUUGUAGAUGCAUUGAGGCUGGAAAAUGAAAUAGUUGUUGUUACACUGUCAUUUGCUACAGUACGUUGCAUGACUCAGCCAGCAGACAAGGAAGAAGUGGAUAAUUUACAUUCAGAGUGAGUUUUUGAUUGCGUAGAGCAGGGGUUCCCAACCAUUUUUUUUAAUGCCGUGAAGCAUUACAAUUAACUGAGGGGGUCCAUGGACCCCAUGUUGGGAUCUCCUGGUGGAAUGAUUAUUUUGUUUGAGUCAAAUAGACCCUUGCAAUGGCUUGGUAGUUUUGUAAGCAAAAUGUUGAUGCACACAUGAAGAUUUUUUUCAGAGUGACUUACUUUAGUGACUUCUCUGCUUUUAUUACUAUGUAGGGUCCACAUUUGUAUUUUAUUGAAACUAGAACAUCCUUUGUUUCUCCCCAUGGUUGUGAAAAUUGUAUAAGGAGUUGGGUCUAAUCCUGAGUGUGACUGUGAGGUGAGUAACGGUUAAUGAUGAUAGUGUCCUCGAGGCAAAAACAGAAUGAAAUAAUCACGAGACAGAAGAGACUGCAGAUGCUGGCAUCUGAAGCAAGAAAACUUAAAUGCAAGAGGAAUUCAGCGGACCAAGCAUCAUCUGUGAAGGCAAAGAGAUGGUUAAUACUUUGAAAUGGAGUCUAUCGCUUUGCUUCCAUGGAUACAAUCAGAUACAAGAAGAGUGGAUAUGACAAACUAGAAUGACUGGAUACCACUGAGUCAGGAGUGAAUUCAUUGCUGGAAGGGAACAAAUCCUGAGACAUGGAAACUAUUGGUGAGCGUGUCGAGGUCAGGAAAAGGAAACUUUUACGUCCUUUAAGCAUGCAUAGCAGAACUAUUCUUCCUUCCCAUUGCACACAACUUAGGUUGAUCCCAGUUAACAGUCACUAACUGGGGAAUACGCUUUCGUUAAUUCCGACACUGCUUUAAGAAUAUUUUCAACGCAGUUGAAUUGUGAGCUGUUAGUGUUUCUACUUGCCAGUGAAAAGUAAUUUCAAAAUUAUGCAAAGUAUUUGGGUGUAGCCUGUGAAUCAUAAUACACAUUUGCCCACUAUUUUUUGUUAAAACAUAAACAUAUUAUUUCCCUUUAUUUAUUUGGAAGGAACAAACCUUUAUCAAAGUCAAAGUAAAAUUUAUUGCCAGAGCACAUACAUGUCACCAUGUCACACAUGUCACCUGAUAAUCAUUUUCCUUCUGGCAUAAUCAGCAAAUCUAUAGAGCAGUAACCGUAAACAGGGUCAAUGAAAGAGGAAGAGCAUAGAAGACAACAAAAUGUACAAAUUCAAAUAUAAAUUAGAGCAAUAAAUAAUGAGAGCAUGAAAUAACAAGAUAAAGAGUCCUUGAAAUAAGAUCAUUAGUUGUGGGAACAUCUCAGUAGAUGAGUGUGGUUAGCCCCUUUUGUUGUAGAGUCUGAUGGUUGAGGGGGUGGUAACUGUUCUAGAACCUGGUGUUGCGUGUCCUGAGGCUCUUGUACCUUCGACCUGAUGGCAACAACAAGAAAAGAGUAUGGCCAGGGUAGUGAGGAUCUUUGAUGGCUACUGCUUUUCUGUGACAACAUCUCAUGUAGAUGUGCUCAAUGGUUGGGAGGGCUUUACUCAUGAUGUAUAUGUUUCAUAAGUUAUUACAUAAUGUGAUUUUACUGAUCAGUUGGGGAUAGUUAUAAACAUUCAAAGUGAUUGCAUUUUAUGAUUUAAUUUACAGCACUGCUAGUAUUUAUUAGAUUGAAAUUACUGACAAAAUUAUGAUAAUUGAAUUCUCAUUUUAUAGUUGAUUCAAAUACAUAAUUUAGGCAAAUAUUUUAGGAGUAUCCUAUUUAAAUAUGUGCAUUUUCUAAAAAUUAAAUACUAAUAUUUUACUAAAUUAGUCUUGUUUUCCAUUUACAGUUUAUAUUUCCUCUAAAGUUAAGAAAUUGUCUUGAAAUUUUCUGUUCCAUAUAGAGCCAAUUUUUAAAACUCUUUAUAUACCUAAUCUUUUAUAAAGUCUUGUAUAUGAAAUUUCCCCACUGUACAAUUGUUCAACAGCAGAUUCUUAAAUUAUGGUUGAAGGAUACCUUUUGUAUUUCUAUAGAAUGGCUUCUUUUUAAAUAUUAUCAUCCACAUGAAAUAAACGUUAGUUGAAAAAUGUCUUAAUGCGAAAA